This is a messenger RNA of Pecten maximus, 1040 nucleotides long. RefSeq lists its product as uncharacterized. Lineage: Eukaryota; Metazoa; Mollusca; Bivalvia; Pectinida; Pectinidae. The record is from RefSeq and is a predicted model, not a curated record.
CAGAGAACUGAUGAUGAACAAGUCAGCGAAAUUUUUGAGUCCAUAUCUGCAAUCAAUGACAGUAGUGUCAUGUCGAAAUUAGCAAGUAAAUUGCUAUCCAAUGAACUGUUUGUACAAUCAGUACAGGAAUCACUUGAUGUGCCAUCUGUCAUUAACAGUGCAGUCCAACCUCUCACAAACCUGAUCGAUAAAUUAACUUCCCGUGUCGAAGACUUAGAACAAUACAGUAGGAGGAACUGUUUAAAAGUUUCAGGCAUUUCCGGUGGUGGUGUCAACACAGAUGAAAAUACAGAUGAUCUCCUUCUAAAACUAUUUAACACCAAGAUGGGUCUAAAUAUAAAUAAACACGACAUCUCAAGAUCGCACAGGGUAAUGCGCUAUGGUCAACCAUUCAACUCGGGUAAACCCAAUGACAUUAUUGUUCGAUUCAAUUCGUACAGGACCAGAGAGUUGGUGUACAGAGCGCGGUUCUCCCUGAAGGAUCAACAUUCUGGUACUCAUCCCAAUCACAGAAUCUUCAUCAAUGAGGCUCUCACGAGUCAAAGAGCCCUACUUUUUCGUGACGCUAGAGAUCUAGUUAAGAAAGGUAUGGCCCUCAAGGCUAUCACUGUUGAUGGGUCCAUCGUAGUUACUGAUAGAAAUAACAAGAAACACAAAUUCACAACAUCUUCUCGUAUGAACUCCAUAUUUCCUCUGCCGGUCACUGAAUUCCCAUCCAAUUCCUCGUACGCAUCAGCUGCCAAGACCAAUCUCGUUCCGAUGUCGACCAGUACACCUGUUGUCGGCAAGCUGCAAAUGGAUGUUAUCCGCGGUCGUGACGGUAAUCCGCUAUCAGCCUCCAUCAAACCAGUAACUCCCAAAUAACUUUUGACACAUGUUUACUUGGUUGACUGACUACCAUGUGCUGCAGCCUCGUUUUGACUAUAGUAAACAUUCUGACAUAUCCUCUAAAUAAGAAUGUUUUGUUCUGUUCAAAUAUGUUCAUUUUAGUUUGAAUAUCCAUAUUAUGUUAAUAUGUAUCAUGAUAUCAUAUUAUUAAU